Messenger RNA from Patiria miniata (bat star), 634 nucleotides. Its product is annotated as SPARC-like. Gene Ontology annotation, molecular function: collagen binding; calcium ion binding; extracellular matrix binding. The transcript has 3 exons. The record is from RefSeq and is a predicted model, not a curated record. Lineage: Eukaryota; Metazoa; Echinodermata; Asteroidea; Valvatida; Asterinidae. Bases 36 to 419 code for a protein of 127 amino acids. Gene Ontology annotation, biological process: anatomical structure development.
UAACAGUGGUGAUAUUUUCUAAUCUUGCCGCAGUUAUGGAACAGUGCAACCCAGCUGAUCUAGCUACUUUCCCUCAGCGCAUGCGUACCUGGUUUUUGGAAGUCAUGAAGGAGCUGUCUGGUCUGACAGAGGAGCAAGGAGGCUUGGACGAAGAAGAACGCGAGUUUGAGAAACUGGCUGAAGCAGAGACUAAGCCAUGGCGACGCCCACUGCACUGGAAGUUUUUCAACAUGGACAUUGCGCCCAACGAUUUUCACCUAAGUGAGUCCGAGUUGAUGCCAAUGCGUGCCCAGCUUCUUCCCAUGGAACCUUGCACUGAUGCAUUCAUCGCAAGCUGCGAUACCAAUGACGAUGACUUGAUCUCUAUCGUUGAGUGGGGUACCUGCAUGGGACUGAAUGAGGAGGAGAUCCUGUACUAGACGAAGACGGACUUAGAGGGACGCUGAGUCAAGACUUUUCUACAUUUCUAUGCAACUCGUGAUAAUGGUGCUACCUUUUAAUCCGUCGAUAAGUGUGCCAACUGUAUAGAAUAGGAAUUUAAGUAGGAAGCAAGAACCAAAUUAUGUUGCUGAUGGUCAAAACAAAAUCCAGGCCUGUUAGAAAAAAAUAAGAACGGUAAAAAUGAAUCACAAAG